AUGAAAGCCAACGCAGUGGCUGUAGCCAGAGCUGCCGCUCUUCGCGGCCUUGGUCGAACGGCGGUCGAACGGCCCUCUCUCUUUUCAAGGGCCACCCACAAGCAGCUGCCGGUCGUAUCACGAGCAUCCAUGUCCUCGGUCGCGGAGGCCGUCGGCAUCGCACCGGCUCCUCCGCCGCCGGUGGAGGACGCGGGUCUCGCCGCGACGCAACGGGCCGUCGAGGCCAAGAAGAUCCUGCAGAAAGCGGCGAGCGCGACUACUGUCAGGCACGACUGGACGAGAGAAGAGAUCUCUGCCAUCUAUUACCAGCCGCUGAUGGAGCUGGCCUUCCAAGCUGGCUCAAUCCAUCGCCGAUUCCACAACCCCUCCGAGGUGCAGCUCUGCACGCUCAUGAACAUCAAGACGGGCGGGUGCACCGAGGACUGCUCGUACUGCGCGCAGUCGACGCGGUACCAGGACGGGACGGGCCUCAAGGCGAAGAAGGUAGAGAGCGUCGAGUCGGUGCUCGCGGCGGCGCGCACGGCCAAGGAGAACGGCAGCACGCGGUUCUGCAUGGGCGCGGCGUGGCGGGACAUGCGCGGGCGCAAGAACAGCCUCAAGAACAUCAAGGCCAUGGUCAGCGGCGUGCGCGGCAUGGGCAUGGAGGUGUGCGUCACGCUCGGCAUGAUCGACGACCAGCAGGCCCGGGAGCUCAAGGAGGCCGGGCUGACGGCGUACAACCACAACGUCGACACGAGCCGCGAGUUCUACCCGUCCAUCAUCUCGACGCGCAGCUACGACGAGCGGCUCAAGACGCUGAGCCACGUGCGCGACGCGGGCAUCAACGUCUGCUCGGGCGGCAUCCUCGGGCUCGGCGAGUCGUCGGACGACCGCAUCGGCCUGCUGCACACGGUGUCGACGCUGCCGUCGCACCCGGAGAGCUUCCCCGUCAACGCGCUCGUGCCGAUCAAGGGCACGCCGCUGGGCGACCGCACGCCGAUCCAGUUCUCGAGCAUGCUCCGCACCAUCGCGACCGCGCGCGUCAUCAUGCCGGCGACCAUCAUCCGCAUCGCCGCCGGCCGCAAGACCAUGUCGGAGGAGAAGCAGGCGCUGUGCUUCAUGGCCGGCGCCAACGCCAUCUUCACGGGCGAGAAGAUGCUGACGACGGACUGCAACAGCUGGGACGAGGACAAUGCCAUGUUCGGACGAUGGGGGCUCGAGCCGAUGAAGAGCUUCAACAAGUCGGCGACGCCGGUGGCCGAGGUUGAAUUGUAG
This is a messenger RNA of Colletotrichum higginsianum IMI 349063, 1254 nucleotides long. Its product is annotated as Biotin synthase. The record is from RefSeq and is a predicted model, not a curated record. The transcript is spliced from 2 exons. Gene Ontology annotation, molecular function: 2 iron, 2 sulfur cluster binding; biotin synthase activity. Gene Ontology annotation, cellular component: mitochondrion. Lineage: Eukaryota; Fungi; Ascomycota; Sordariomycetes; Glomerellales; Glomerellaceae. Gene Ontology annotation, biological process: biotin biosynthetic process. The coding region runs from base 1 to 1254 and encodes 417 amino acids.